AUGAGAGGACCACGUCCGCUUGGCGUUGUGAUUAAGCUCGGGACGAGCUCCAUCGUCGACGAGAAGACCCAUGAACCUCUCCUUUCUAUCCUGACGUCGAUAGUGGAAACGGCAGUGAAACUAAGGAAAGAUGGACACAAGGUCAUCAUCGUCUCCUCUGGAGCUAUUGGCGUUGGGCUACGGCGGAUGGACGUCGAUAAAAGACCAAAGCACCUGUCAAAACUGCAGGCCCUUGCAGCCAUCGGUCAAUGCCGGCUGAUGAGUCUCUGGGACAGCUUGUUCACCCAUCUCAUGCAGCCCAUUGCUCAGAUUCUUCUGACACGAAGUGAUAUUGCCGAUAGGUCACGGUAUCUCAAUGCUCAGAGGACCAUCAACGAGCUCUUGGACAUGGGUGUCAUCCCCAUCGUCAACGAGAACGACACGCUGGCCGUGUCAGAAAUCAAGUUUGGCGACAAUGACACCCUCUCAGCCAUCACCGCCGCCAUGGUCCACGCCGACCUCCUCUUCCUCAUGACUGACGUCGAUGCUUUGUACGAUAAGAACCCACGGACUCAUCCUGACGCUCACGCUAUCGAAGUGGUCGAAGACAUUGGGGCGCUGGUGGUAUGUCUACCAAGAUCGUGGCCGCGCGCCUCGCAACCUCAGCCGGCGUCACAACCGUCAUCACACGGUCCUCCAUCCCAGGCAAUAUCAUCAAGAUCGUCAAACACAUCCAAGCCCAGCCGCUCCCCACCCUCCCUCGCCACCAAAGCCAACCAAGCCCCCGGCACCCCAGGCACACUCUCCCGCAACCAAAGCACCGACGCGCUCCUCCACUCAGCCGUCGCCGCUACCACCCAACACCAGCAGCAGCAGCAGCAGCAGCAGCAACAAUCCCCGCACCACUCCGACGCCGAGCGCACGCUCACCUCAUCCCCCAUCCCCGGCUCCACACCCAACAGCAACACCACCAACAAAAUCCCCCUACACACCCGCUUCCUCCCCUCGCCGCACCCGGUCCGCGACCGCUACUUUUGGAUCCUGCACGGCCUGCGCCCGCACGGCACGCUGUACAUCGACCAGGGCGCGUACAAAGCGCUGGUCGGCAAGGCCGGGCUGCUCCCCGUCGGGGUGGUGGAUGUGGAGGGGACGUUUGCGCAGCAGGAGGCGGUGCGGCUGUGCGUGGUUGAUAAGAGGAGGAGGGGGGGGAGGGGGGUGGUUGUGGGUGGUGGUAGUGGUGGUGGUAGUGGUGGUGGUGGGGAGGAGGAUGGGAAUGGGGAUGGAGCGAAGCUGUGGGAGGGGGAGGCGCGUGAGGUGGGGCGGGCGUUGAGUAAUUAUUCGAGCGCGGAGAUUGCGAGGAUUAAGGGGAGGCAGAGUGUGGAGGUGGAGGGGAUUCUGGGGUAUGCGGACACUAGCUGA
This is a messenger RNA of Chaetomium globosum CBS 148.51, 1398 nucleotides long. RefSeq lists its product as uncharacterized. Gene Ontology annotation, molecular function: ATP binding; RNA binding; glutamate 5-kinase activity. The record is from RefSeq and is a predicted model, not a curated record. The transcript is spliced from 6 exons. Lineage: Eukaryota; Fungi; Ascomycota; Sordariomycetes; Sordariales; Chaetomiaceae. Gene Ontology annotation, cellular component: cytosol; cytoplasm. The coding region runs from base 1 to 1398 and encodes 465 amino acids.